This is a messenger RNA of Stylophora pistillata, 3404 nucleotides long. RefSeq lists its product as uncharacterized. NCBI's taxonomy places the organism in Eukaryota, Metazoa, Cnidaria, Anthozoa, Scleractinia, Pocilloporidae. The record is from RefSeq and is a predicted model, not a curated record.
GUAAGCCAUGACGUUCCGUCCCCCUGGGCUUCGAUUCGGUAUUGAUUUAGUGGAAGCUGCUCUUGCCGAACGCCAGUUCCUACGGAUCGUGGACGAUUAUCCAAGUUUAUACGCCGGUCCUCACGUUCGAAAUGCAAUCAGAAGGUAUGAACUUCUCUGGCUGCCUUUGCUUGCUCGGCAUGCCACUUGUACCAACAAUUGGUCUAGUACUUUGAAUGUCGCAGCACCACUUGACAUCGCCUGGGUGUGGCAUGUACACAUGCUAUCCCCCGUCGAUUACCAGAGGGAUUGCAAUCAAAUUGUCUCCACUCGCUUGGAUCACAACAUACUCAUCGGAGAGCAACGUCAGAGAGGGCUUGUAAGGGCCAGGGCCUUAUGGGAAGAGCUGUAUCCUGAGGAACCUUUUGAGGUUGACCUGACGGCCCCUGUUAGCAACACGCCACAUUUCGAAUCAAGAUUUGAGUAUGACGUCGAAGCUGCUUGUGCUCGACAGCGGGUUUUUAAUUAUCAGGUGUCCUUACCUCACUAUGCGGAUAAGAAAUUCUUGACGAAGGCGGUGGAGAGGUACAAAUUACACCUUUAUCUAAAGCAGCAAAAUCCACAGACGUUUUUUGUACCGUGCUAUGACUUCGACCUUAUUUGGCACGCACAUCAGGUUAAUCCGGCAAUCUACACAGAAGACACCACGAAAAUCCUGGGUAAAUUAUUCAAUCACAAUGAUUCGGUGAACGACCGAAAGCCUGGUUCAAAACUUAGUAAGGCUGAAACAGUAACACGAGAGAAAUGGGGAAACCUGGGCCAUCAAUUUGCAGUUAAUGGAGCUAUGUUUCGCGGAGAGCCUCCUCUUUGUGCCACAACGCCGAAAGAAUCCAUUGAUUACAGUUGUCAUGCAGCAUUUGAGUACACUGUGGACGUGACCACGUUGGAAGUUGAAGGUCUCCCAAAACCGAAAACGUACACCGUCAAAAUUGAUGUCGUCAAUGGCCCGCGAGUGCUUAAGGUGCAAGUUCGUGGACCUACUGCAAGACUUACAAAGUCUAAUGGUGUGUUAGCAAGGUUUACAUAUAAAAAGAAGAAAAGAGAGAUUUUGAGGGUUCGUAUUAAGCAACAUGGAACUUGCUCUUGCUUUACACAUUUAAUGGACGAGUCUGCCGAGUGUUCCGAAGAUUUGAUUGGGGAAGUAGCGUCGUACAUCAACCGGAAACGCACGAGAUUUGGCUGGGAAAGUAACGUGGUGCCACAACCAGAAACGCACGAGUUAACUGUCGCUGAAAACCUGAUUGUUCGGUUUACUACUGUGGUCCAAUCCCAUCGGCCAGAUGAAUACGAAUUUACUGUGUUGCCAAAGGAGGACUUCACUCCAGUCCGAGAAGCUGCCUCGAUUUUGAGCUCACCAGCACUGUUCCUUUCGCCUUUUUCUUUGAACCAAACCCUCGCUUCUAGUGAAAUGUCUUUGCAUCCGAUAUCCGACUUUUGGGGACAAGAAGCGUUUACCUGCCGGGUGAUGCACUCCGCCGAGUUGUUGUUCUCCUCCGUAGAGGUCAUUAACCCUGUCGGCGAUGUUGUGAGCACCGCGCACCUUCUACGCGGAAAUGUCCUUCCGACUAAGGAGCAAGUCGACCAGCCCCAUGACUUGUGUUGCACUUUGGAUGAAGCAGCAGGAGAAAGAGCAAUGCUCAUUAGAGGGAGCAAAGACUGGGGCAUCUGUAUUGGCAAAUGGAAAGGAGUUGUAAAGGGUCUCCCUGGCAUACCUGGAAUAGCACCGUCUGAACGCAGUCCAGGCGUUAAAGGAAAGCCUGGCGUGAAGGGCCAACCAGGUUAUUUGAACAUCGAGUUCUUCUCGGUGUCCGGAGCACAAGAGUGGAAAGUUGUACAGAACCAUGGAGAAAACUUCAAGGUGCCUUUAAGCGAAAAAGAGAUAGUCUACGUAAACCUUCGAACUGGAGUGAUCUCUUUUCCAUCCGAGGUAACUGCCGUCCCAGAAAGCAUUGCACUGGGGUUCUCUAUAGCUGUCCUUCAUCUUCUGUGUCAGCCUAACCCUUCGAGCGGUGUUACCGACUACACGAGGCCAUCAGCCAUGGUUUCAAGCCAGAAAGACAAACCUCGUAGAAUCUGUUGUGAAGAGCUAAUGCUGGUAGUAGCCGCAGGGUUCUAUGGCACCACUGUGCCCAGCAACGCAUAUAUUAAGCACCAACUUGGAGGUGCCUGUGGUGGCUGUGGUGGUUGCGGAGGUUGUGGAGGCUGUGGAGGUUGUGGAGGAUGUGCAAGUGGUGGAGGAUGCGGUAGCUGCGGUGGAUGUGGUGGGUGUGGGUCAUGCGAUGGCUGUGGAGGUUUCGGAGGAUGUGCAAUUAGUGGAGGAUGCGCAAUUGGUGGUGGAUGCGGUAGCGGCGGUGGAUCUGGUGGGUGUGGGUCAUGCGGUGGCUGUGGUUGUGGCGGCUGUGGGGACUAAGGCUUGUUUACUUACUAAAUAAUGAUGAACUAAAAGGCUGUGGAACUGAGGAACUUGAAAAUAAUACGUAUAAGUACUCGAAAAUAAGCCUGCCCUUGCGGACAACUGACAAAAUUGUCUUCUGAUAUGAUUGAUGAAGGUGACAUCCUGCGUGAACCGACUCUAGUGCGUUUGUGCAUAGUCCUGAGUAAUUAUUUUUAACCUAUGCGCAUUCAUUUCGAAUAGGACUGUCCGAAUUAUAAUGGUGGAACUAAGCCGUUUUUUGGUAAAACUUUGGAAGUGUUUCAAGGAUACUCUUCAAUUAGGUAUACAAGUUUGUAAGAUUGAAAACUUAUGCGACCAUACCGAUGUACAUUUUCAAAUUGGUGAUUCGCAGUCUUUUGUUCCCAAGUUUGAAAUGUUUCUUUUAAUUCGAUAGAAAGUUAUCCUCUUGACACCAGAGGUAAGAAAUACUAUGUAGUUACAUGAAAUGCGAUUUGAAUCUCGAUUUUAUGGUAAAAGUAGAGAGCACGCACCUAUGUAAAUUUAUAGUUGGUAGUUGAAAUUAUGAUAACUUGUGGGUUAAUCAGGAGUCAUGAUUUAUAUAGAUAGAACAAACACAAUGAAAUUUCUCUUGCUUGCUAUCUACGUACGAUUCAAGGUGAUGCAUGUAAUUUUGCUAUUGUUACUUUAGGAAGUUAUAACAGUAGAUGAAUGUUUUUGAAGUUGUCGCUGAAAAUUAACCAAGGAACACUGAAGUUGUUCAGCCAAGUUUUAUGCGGAAAACGAUUUGUUUUGGCCACGUUUUUUUACGUGCAUAGCACGAUUCUUGCUUAUUUUUCUAGGAAAGUAAUUCUGGUGAUUGCCUUACAUGGAUUGAUAUUCAUGUAAGCGAAGUACUCUCUCGGAAGGAUAAGGCUAUUUCAAAGUGGUUCCUGGACUCAUUGAAGAAAAUUUUCAGUUUAAAAAAAAAACU